UUCACCCAAAAGAACAAAGGCCGGAAAGGAAAGAAAAGUGGGUGGCGUCACUCGUCAGCGACCUGCAAUGGUUUUUGGUCUUGUCAUAGACUCAUAGUUAGUAAAACAGGCUAAUGUCACAAAGUAAACUGUGUGUGUAUGUGUGAAAGAAAGAGAUUAAUGUUUACUCUCUUGCGUUGCGUGUCUGACUUGGGUUUUUCCGCUUACUCACUUCCAUAUUUCCUCCACCUCAUACGCAGUUCCAAAAUAUACCCAAAAGCUACACAGAAAGUGAAAGAAUGGCCAUGUUCAUCACUUUAGUCAAUCAUCAUUCUAAUCAAGUGUGAUUUAUUCACACAUGGUUGGUAGAGUUACCUGCUACUUGUGUUGGUGGUGGGAGACAGCAGGUACCCGAUGGAAUAGUUGAGAUCUGGUCAAGCUGGCUCGGACACCAGUGUCGUAGAAAAAAAUAUUUGCGAAUGAGUUGUUCUUAUUGUAUGGUUUGUUCUUUUACUUUAGUUGAUUUAGAAAGCAGUUGUUCUCAGAGUUGGUACCAUGGUAAUCUUUUGUUAAGAAUGUUGUUAAACUUUGUUUGGGAUUAAGACUUAGUUGUUAUAGUUGUAGAUGCUUCUGAACUUCCAGCUCGACGUAUAUCUAUUUGAGCAGUAAAUUCGAGCAAUUUCCAAGAGCGGCUUUGACGGUCUCAGUAUUUUGCAGUUUUAGGUUGCUAAGACAGCUUUUUACAAUUUUUUGUUUAAUUUAGCUCUUGAUGGGAAGACUGAGAUUGAAAUAGGCUGAAGGUCAUAUUCAGAAGAUGGGUGGCAUUUGCUCUAGAAGAUUUGCCGCUGAGAGCACAACAGAUUGUGGCACUCCACAUAGUAAUGGUGCUGGAAUUGUUUAUCCGUCACAUAGAUUGCCCACACAACUAAAUAGUGAUCCUAUGCAAUCUCCGGCUGGGGAAAACACUGAUAACCAACUAAGUGAAUCGGCAUUAUCUUUUCCAGAGGUGAAUACGAUUUCCCGUGGGGCUCCUAUGGAUGAUAUUGAUGAUGGAAUUCCAAGAUUGUCCAGAGAUUUAUCUAAUAAAUCUAGAUCAACAAGGUCAAAGCAAGUUGCAAUUGCAAAGGUUUCGGAAGUGAGUUCACUGUUGGGGAGAGCUGGUACAGCGGGGCUCGGUAAAGCAGUUGAUGUGUUGGACACACUGGGUAGCAGCAUGACAAAUUUAAAUCUAAGUAGAGGUUUUGCGUCAAGCAUGGCAACAAAGGGAAUUACAAUUUCAAUUUUGGCAUUUGAAGUUGCAAACACCAUUGUCAAGGGGGCCAAUCUUAUGCAUUCCCUUUCACAAGAGAAUAUUAAGCAUUUGAAGGAGGUGGUUCUUCCUUCAGAAGGUGUGCAGCUAUUGGUAUCAAACGAUAUGGAUGAACUCUUGAGAAUUGCUGCAGCAGACAAGAGGGAUGAACUGAAAAUAUUCUCUGGUGAAGUGGUUCGUUUUGGAAAUCGCUGCAAAGAUCCUCAAUGGCACAACUUGGACCGUUAUUUUGAAAAGUUGGAAUCUGAACUGACACCUCAUAAACAAUUGAAAGAAGAAGCAGAGGCUGUAAUGCAGGAGCUCAUGAUCGUGGGUCAGUAUACAGCUGAACUAUACCAUGAAUGUCAUGCAUUGGACAGAUUUGAACAAGAUUAUAGGCGUAAAGUUCAAGAAGACGAUACUUCAAAUGCUACUCAGAGAGGAGAUAGCCUUCCAAUUUUGAGGACAGAGUUGAAAAGUCAAAGGAAGCUUGUCAAAAGCUUGAAAAAGAAAUCCCUCUGGUUCAAGAUAUUGGAAGAGGUGACGGAGAAGCUAGUGGACGUUGUGCAUUUCCUUCAUUUGGAGAUCCAUGCUGCAUUUGGCUAUGCCGAUGGAGAUAGGCCUGUGAAAAACAACCACGAGAGGUUGGGAUCUGCUGGUCUUGCAUUGCAUUAUGCAAAUAUCAUCACUCAGAUUGAUAUACUUGUAACUCGAUCAGGGACAAUCCCCCCAAGUACAAGAGAUGCUCUAUACCAAGGGUUGCCACCACGCAUAAAGUCAGCAUUACGUUUCAAAUUACUGUCAUUCUCACUCAAGGAAGAGUUGACAGUCCUGCAAAUCAAAGGUGAAAUGGAGAAAACAUUGCAGUGGCUUGUACCCAUGGCAACCAAUACUACCAAGGCCCACCAUGGCUUCGGAUGGGUUGGAGAAUGGGCAAAUACAGGGUCCGAAAUAAACAGGAAACCUGCUAGCCAAGUUGAUCUUCUUCGAAUCGAGACACUGUAUCAUGCAGAUAAGGAGAAAACAGAAGGAUUUAUUCUUGAAUUAGUAGUGUGGCUCCAUUAUCUUGUCAGUCAGUCAAGAAUUGCUGCUAAUGGUGGAGUAAGAUCUCCAAUCCGUUCCCCUAAUCAAAGGUUGAUUCAGUUCUCUACCCACAAACCAAGCUCUCCAUCUUCCCCGUUAACGGUUGAAGACCAAGAAAUGCUUCGUGAUGUAAGCAAGAGAAAACUAACUCCAGGGAUUAGCAAGUCUCAAGAAUUUGAUACUGAAAAAACAAGGUUGAGCAAGUACCACAGGCUAAGUAAGAGCAGUAGCCAUUCACCUAUUAUAAGUGAAACCAGGAAAGACCCCUUUCCGUCUUCUGUUCCAGUGAUCGACUUUGACAUUGACCGGAUGAAAGCUUUGGAUGUCAUUGACAGAGUGGACACAAUUCGAGGUGCAUAACAGUACUACAUUCGACUGCAUUGCCAAAUCGGAUAUCAUGUGCAUAUGGCAAAACGAAAAUGGAGUAUCUUUUAACUGGACACCGGCUCUACUGUGAUGCUACAGCAGCCCUAAUGCAUCAACAAAUCAUCAUCAUCAUCAUCUUUCCUUGUAGUAUGACCUAUUUACGUUAGGGAAUCGGAUAUCUCUAACGCGUAGAGGAUCAGAGAUUUGUUGUAAUGCAAUAUUUCCAGUAAAUUCAGGGUGCUGCGGCGAGUGGAAAUGAUUUUUCUUCUAUUUUUUGUUUUCUUAGAGGAAAAAGGGGGGCUUCGGACCCGGAACAGCAUGGUGGGUAGGUGGGUGGGUGGGGAAGAACUAAGAAGGUAGAGUUGAGUCCUUUUUUUUUGGAGAGAAAUGUAUCUUAAAUUUCUAUUAUCUUAUGUACAGUGUUUUAAAUAAUUAAAAGUUUGUUA
Messenger RNA from Nicotiana tabacum (common tobacco), 3162 nucleotides. Its product is annotated as protein PSK SIMULATOR 1. The record is from RefSeq and is a predicted model, not a curated record. Gene Ontology annotation, biological process: positive regulation of growth. NCBI's taxonomy places the organism in Eukaryota, Viridiplantae, Streptophyta, Magnoliopsida, Solanales, Solanaceae.